AUCUAUGUCAUCUGUCAAAUACGCCCCGUCUAAUGUCUAUCGAAAAAAUCGCGACGUAAACAAAUAUAAAAAUAUAGAAUAGUUAUUUUACAUUUCUUGUUGAUAAUCAUAACAUAAUCGCUUCGUAUUUAGUUCGUCGGCGAUGGAUAGUGUAUUUGAUAAGAAGCCAUAUAAAUAUUGUAAUUGAUAAUAAUCAAAUGUGAUAUCAAUGCGCUCUUCGGUGAGCUACAUUCUAUCUCACGCGCCUGGCGAGUCCGUGAUGUCGCACCCUGACUACUCGCAGCACGCCCAGCACCAUGCCUGCCUGCUGGUGCUGGUCAAAGGCAUCGGCGGCAUGCUCAAGAACUUUAACAAGCUCUGGGAGCGGAUACAAAGGGUCAACAAUAUUAAAGUCACUGAUUCAACUGGCCAAGUCAGAGAUAUAUGGGUCAGAUAUGUCCGAGACUAUCCUGUAGAGAACAAUGAUUGGGGAGACUUUCAAACUCAUAGGCGUUUACUUGGCCUUAUAACCCUAAGUAAGUUCACCAAUCAAGUGGAGCUGAAUGAAGUGUGCCGAGUACACGAGUCUCUCAAAGUGAAGUACUCCAACACGCUGUACGACUCCAGGGCGUUCAUGUUCGGUCCGGUCAGUAAUAUGAAGAAACCGGAACAGGAACCGGAGACUUACAGCUACUUCGAAGAGGAAAAGCCUUUGAGGGAUGGUAGUUUGAGCGAUAGAACAUCUAUACCAAGUGAGCAAGCAGACAGCCUCUCGUCUUCUGAAAGUUUCCCACAAUCGACAUCCUCAAACGCUUCCUACCCUAUUCAAGAGGAACGCUUCACAACUCCGUCCAACUUCAAGACGCACGCCAUGUUUUACGGGGAGAAUGACCCGGUUCCAGACUUAGAGCAGAAUGUAGCUGAUCUGAUCAACUCGUUGUUCUGGGUAGUCGAAUCUAAGCGAUUGGAGAGAUCCAAGGAGAAGUUAGAUAAGGUUUCCUUAUUACUUGCGCCGUUUGAAAAGAAAGACUUUGUUGGUCUUGACAUGGAGUCUCGGAAUAAUAAGAAGCGCUGCAUGGGUCGAGUGACAAAGAAUCUAGCCGACCUGACGCUACAAGCAGGUCUCGUUGCUGAUAGUUUGACCCUAUAUAAUUCUUCGGCUGAAUUACUCAAAACUGAUUGGCUCUGGCUGGCCGCUGCUAAAGAAGGCCUAUGCACCGCCUCAGCUAUACUACUCUAUCCAAAUCUCCGCAACCCCACCCCACUGCAUCGGAACGCCAGUCUACAAGAAAACUCGCCAAACAAAGCAAAACAACUCUCAUUAUUCCAACCUAACUCGGAUGCUUUUAAGAAUUUAAAAAACAAGGUCACUUCAUCUCCUCUUAAAACAUCGAAAGCUUCUAGUCCAGUUAACCCUCCCAGUGAACUUACACCAACAUCUUCAGACAGUAUUGAGACAUCUUCCAGACAAUCUGAGACUGAUAACGCUGACUCUGAAUCCUUAGCUUCGUCAAGCGAUAUUGAAUACCAAAGCCACAAGUCUUUCUUAGGCCCUGAUCUGCCAUCGAUCCCUAGGCAACCGCCAUCUCAAAUUAACAAUCAGUAUUUACUCAAUGGUGAGGAAAUAGCCGAAAGGUAUCGGGAAGCUAUUAUGGAUUACAGUAAAUAUAAGAAUGCAGGGGUAGUGGAAACGGAGGCUUGCUUCAAGGCAGCAAGGAUUGCGGUUGAACAAAGCAAUAGUCUGCACGCGUCCAGCUUUCUGCAGAAUGUAAUUUUCAUUAAUCUAACUUUGAGUGAACAAGAGAAAAUUCAACGGUUUGAAACACUUGCUGAACUGUAUAAAGAGAUUGGUUUCCAUCGCAAGGCAGGUUUUUGCCAACGCUUGGCAGCGACUCGACAAGUGAGUCCAAAUAACCCGAGUCCAGACUGGCAGAAGUGUUACUACCUAAUGCUACACAGCUUCCCGGGCUACAAGCUUAGCUUAGACCCCAAUUAUGUCAUCCAGCAUCAAGUUGGAUGGCCAGCCCUUCAAAUCCAGCUGCUCCAGGAGUUAGUGGUGGCCUCGCGUCGUAUGGGCCACCCCGCGCUCGCCACACGACACAUGACCUUCCUGCUGCAGACCAUGUGGCCGCACCUCACACGUCAGGAGCAUCGAGAACUAGCUAUACAAUUGCAGGCUCUAUCAGCUCAAUGCGAGGGCGGCCCGGUCCCGUUAGUCCUAGAAACAGGGGAAGUGAUCCCUCCAGCCAACUUGUCCCACGUCCCGCACUGCUCGUGGUUCAGCGCGCGGCCGCUGGCCCCAGCCCGUCUGCCGCACUUGCGACAGGCCAAGCCCACGCAUGGGCCCUUCAUAUUCACUCCCAUACACUUUGGAAGUCUCGAGAGGAAUGGUAAAAAGGAUGAGGGGAAACUUGAAUAUCUAUGGGUAGAAGACGAUAUAUGCGAAGUGCAAAUGAAGCUGACAAACCCUCUGCCUUUCGAACUGAAAGUGUCCAACAUGAGACUGCUAACAUCAGGUGUCGUGUUCGAAUCCAUUCCCGAGACUAUUAUCCUCCCUCCCGAUUCACCAACUACAGUCAACCUUCACGGUACCCCGAAAGAAGUUGGAGAGCUACAAAUACUGGGAUAUUCCACUCACACUUUAGGCGUUAAGUCCAACUGUCGCUUGAAGAAUAUGCCUACUCCACACAAGUUCCCCGCUUCGUAUACCAUUGAGGUUAUCCCGAGUCUUCCUACAAUUACUAUUGAGACUACAGUUACGCCCUCUGGAAAUCUUAGUUCAUCAAGCAUGGAAAAUGUUGGCAGUACAACGAAUAUAUCCUUGUUCAACGGAGAAAGUACUGACUGCUCCAUAAAGAUCACUAAUACCAGCAAUGUGCCGAUUGAACAUCUCGAAUUGGCUAUUCAGUCAAAUAUGGACAGCCAGCUUCAAUCAAAAGUAUUCCAGUAUUCCAACGAUGAUAUUCAAUCUCAGCUACCAAUACCGCCAAAUCAAACUGCAACAAUUGCGAUAAAACUGUAUGGGGAAGCUGAUUUCCUUGAUUUGGGAGGUGUUGGAGGUGACAACUUGUUCCCUAACAGUCUGAACUCUAACUAUCCGUCGCGGGUUGGAUCGCCUGUACCCAAUGCUCAAACAUCCCUACCCACUCAGAGCUCUAACCCUCAAACGUCGUUAAGCAGCGGACUUAUUGCUAACAGGACUUCUGGCAGCUUCAGGUCCACAAAUUCGCACACAACUAGUUGGUCUGCCCCGAUUUCAGUUAUGUCUCCGUCCAGAGGUCGACAAAUUGAAACACAGUUAAUCAUAAGAUAUUCGGGUGGCGAAGGAAAAGACAUGCACUGCCGUCAAUCUACUCUACAGAUUAAUCUGGAACUCUUACCAAGCGUAUCUAUAACGCAUUGGGACGUUUUGCCAGCUGAAAUCCCAUCUCAACUGUACUUGGUACUUGACGUGACGAACCUCACAUCUGAGGAGAUGGACUUCCACUACGCGCCGAGCAAGCACAUCCUGAUUGAGAGCAAGGAGUCUUGUCGUGUGCCCGUGCCUUUAGACCGCUGCCCUUUUAAUACUACGCCCAGUAAGCCCGCUGACGAAGAGCUGGUAGAAUCGAAGUCGACAAACACGGGCACGUCGACCAACAGCCUGGAGCUGAUGUGUUCGGAGCACAUCACGAACAACAUCGACCUGCGCUGGCACCUCAUGCAGUCCGACAUCAGUGGUCGCGCCUCGGUUAAAGGAAUCACUCUCUCGCAAGCCAUGAUGGAUAUUGUGAGGAUGUCACCGCUGAAUUGGGAGGUGAGCGUAAACAGUCAAUGCAUCAAACCACAAGAGGAGUACAACUGCUCGGCGGGCGAGUGCCUGUCUCUGGGCGUGGCUGUGUGGAACCAUCUCACCAGACCGCUACACAAGCUGUGCCUCUCCGUGCAGUUCUACCAGGAUUAUAAUAACGGAGUGCUGAGCUAUAAACUCGAUAACCGAGUCGCCACAGCUGGGAAUAAUAAAGUGGUCCUCUCUACCCUUCCGGAGUCAGCUAAAGCAUACCACGAGUGUACCGUCGUUUUCUUAACUCCUGGUGAAUACAAGAUUGACAUUCAGUGUUCGACCACUGAACCAAUAUUAGACGAGGUUCCACUUAUCAAAGAAACUGACCACCCAUCCAUAAUACAACCCUGUGCGGGAGAAGUCAGUCAUAUAUGGCGGUUCAUUCCACCAGUAGCUAUAAGCGUCACUGAUUAAAUUAUAAGAAUUUAUUUAAAUAUGCCUACAAUUGUUUACUUAUUUAUGAAUAUCAAU
Messenger RNA from Trichoplusia ni (cabbage looper), 4273 nucleotides. It is a transcript of the gene brun, whose product is annotated as protein brunelleschi. Lineage: Eukaryota; Metazoa; Arthropoda; Insecta; Lepidoptera; Noctuidae. Gene Ontology annotation, cellular component: trans-Golgi network. The coding region runs from base 209 to 4216 and encodes 1335 amino acids. The record is from RefSeq and is a predicted model, not a curated record. The transcript has 17 exons.